CAUUUAUUAUAAUAACAUAAAUAUUUAUAAAGAGAGCCGAGCAGUCGAUUACUGAAGAGAGAUGGCUUCCGGGGUGAUUCCUAAGCUUAUUGUGUGCUUCUUAGUGGAAGCAUUAAUGCAUGGCGUCAGCGGUGAAGACCCCUACUUGUACUUCACAUGGAACGUCACCUACUGCACCAUCUCUCCGUUGGGAGUUGCUCAGAAAGUUAUUCUCAUCAAUGGUGAAUUCCCAGGUCCUAAUAUUAACUCCACCACCAAUAAUAAUGUUGUCGUCAAUGUCUAUAACCAUCUUGAUGAGCCCUUCCUCUUUACAUGGAGUGGAAUCCAACAGAGGAAAAAUUCAUGGGAAGAUGGAGUGCCAGGAACCAACUGUCCCAUUCCCCCAGGAACCAACUUCACGUACAAGUACCAGGUGAAGGACCAGAUUGGUAGCUACAUCUACUAUCCGUCCAUGGGAAUGCAUAGGGCAGCUGGUGCUUUUGGUGGUCUUAGGAUCCACAGUCGUGCGCUCAUUCCUGUCCCUUAUGAUGAACCCGCCGAUGAUUAUACCGUUCUCAUUGGUGACUGGUAUACCAAGAGCCACAAGGAACUAAGGGGCUUCUUAGACAGUGGUCGCCCUUUGGGCAGGCCUGAUGGUGUCCUCAUUAAUGGUAAAGCUGGUAAAGUUGGAGUCAAACAGGAACCGUUGUUCACUAUGGAGCCUGGCAAGACAUACAUGUACAGGGUCUGCAAUGUUGGACUCAAGGCUUCCCUCAACUUUAGGAUCCAAGGCCACAAGAUGAAACUUGUGGAAAUGGAGGGUUCCCACACCAUUCAAAACGUGUAUGAUUCCUUGGAUGUGCAUAUCGGACAGUGUUUUACGGUCCUCGUUACAGCCGACCAAGACCCUAAAGACUACUAUAUUGUAGCAUCCACUCGAUUUCUUAAGGAAGUGCAGACUGGCAUUGCCACCAUUAGCUACACCAACGGCAAGGGAGAAGCCUCACCUGAGCUUCCUCCCGCACCAGUUGGUUGGGCUUGGUCACUGAAUCAGUUUCGCACCUUCCGAUGGAAUCUUACUGCCAGUGCUGCAAGGCCAAAUCCUCAGGGAUCCUACCAUUACGGUGCUAUUAACAUCACUCGUACUAUCAGGCUGGUUAACAGUGUUAGCAGAGCCAACGGCAAGCUCCGCUACGGCUUUAACGGUGUCUCGCAUAUCGACCCAACCACCCCAUUGAAGUUGGCAGAAUACUUUAAUGUAGGUGACAAGGUUUUCAAAUACGAUGUGAUUAAGGAUGAACCAGAAAACACCACAGACCUCAGCGUGCAACCAAAUGUCCUGAACAUGACAUUCCGUAACUUCGUGGAGAUCAUUUUUGAGAACCACGAGAAAAGCAUCCAGUCGUACCACAUCGAUGGGUAUUCGUUCUUUGCGGUGGCGGUUGAGCCAGGGACAUGGAGUCCGCAGAACAGGAUGAACUAUAAUCUUCUUGACGCAGUGAGCAGGCACACGAUACAGGUGUUCCCAAAGUCAUGGGCAGCCAUCCUUUUAACGUUUGACAAUGCAGGCAUGUGGAAUAUCAGAUCGGAGAGAUGGGAGAGGACAUACUUGGGACAACAGCUCUAUGCCAGUAUUUUGUCCCCAGAAAGAUCCUUGAGGGAUGAGUACAAUAUCCCCGAGAACGCUCUACUAUGUGGAAUCGUGAAGGGCUUGCCCAAGCCACCAUCUUAUACGUAGCUGAUCAACAAUUCCCAUGUAUUUGGCUGCUAUGAGCCUCUCGUUUCUACAUGAUUAUAUAAACCCUUUCCUAUAUAUCUACUAA
Hibiscus syriacus is the source of this 1802-nucleotide messenger RNA. RefSeq names its product L-ascorbate oxidase homolog. Gene Ontology annotation, molecular function: oxidoreductase activity; copper ion binding. The transcript is spliced from 2 exons. Bases 62 to 1717 code for a protein of 551 amino acids. Lineage: Eukaryota; Viridiplantae; Streptophyta; Magnoliopsida; Malvales; Malvaceae. The record is from RefSeq and is a predicted model, not a curated record.